AUGAAGAGAAAAUCUCUUUCAGAAGAAGAAAAUCUCUUUAGAGAGAGAGAAAAUCUUGAUGAAAAGAAGAAGAAGAAGAAGAAUAAUAAAAAACAAGUAACAACUACUGGUAUAUUGACAAACACUUCAUGCCAAGUGGCGGGAUUGCGGGUAACCCUCCCUGAAGAUCUUAUUGGCGAAGUCUUAUCAUAUCUUACAGUUAAAUCUCUGAUGCGGAUGAAGUGCGUCAAUAAAUCAUGGAAAACUCUCAUCUCCGAUCCAAUCUUUGUCAAAAUGCAUCUCAUGCGCUCUCCACGUAAUACACACUUCGUACUUCCCUUUGUCAACAAUUACCGUGGCUUAUCCAGGUUCGUCUCUGCUAAUAUCUUACCCAUCUCUGUGAGUCAUUUCCUGAAGAGUUGGAGGACAACUGUAAUCAGGCUAACCGAAGAUCCUUACCGACGAUUUCGUUCCAAGGACCUCCGUCGUAUUGUUGGUUCAUGCAACGGAUUGAUAUGCUUGCUCGAUAGUAGUACUAGUAGUGCGGAUUAUGUAGAGCAUUCAUAUUCAUUGUAUUUUUGGAACCCGGCUACGAGGACAAAAUCUGAAAAAUUAGGGUUUAUUGGCAAUAACAGGAACUUCCAUACCUUCGAUUCUGCCAUGUUCACGUUUGGUUGUGAUAAUUCAACAGACACUUAUAAGGUUGUGUGGCUAAAUUUUGACAAAGACAACUGCUACAAUUAUAAUCGUAGUAUUAGAACCACCGUAAAAGUUUUUACUUUGGGUGAUAAUGUUUGGAGAGAUAUUGAUUGUUUCCCUGUGGUGUUAGUGGAUUAUCCUGAUUGUUUGGUUCAACAUGAUGGCGUUUAUUUCAGUGAUGCUAUUAAUUGGUUGGUGUAUCAUGAGUAUAAUUGUCAUUUGAAGAAUCUUAUGAUUAGAGAACAUGUUAUUGUCUCGCUUGAUUUGGGGACAGAGACAUAUUCACAGUUGUUGCUCCCUCAAUGUUGUAAUAAUGAAAUGUCAGUUGAUCCUACUCCAGCUCUUUUUGUGUUUAUGGAUUGCCUUUGUUUGUCUUAUGAUUUCGAGAAAACAUAUUUUGUAAUAUGGCAAAUGAAGGAAUUUGGAGUUGAAGAGUCUUGGACUCAAUUCCUUAAAAUUAGUUAUCUGGAUCUUAAUAUUAAUAUUAGUGAUUUGGAGUAUGGUAUGCGGUUGUUUCCAUUGUGUUUUUCUGAUGAUGAUGCAUUGAUAUUAGGUAACAAUUUUGGGUAUGCCCCAAUUCUAUAUGAUUGGAGAAACAAUAGAGUAAAGAUAAUCAAAAGUACCAAGUUUGGAGACAAAACAAAUCAUGGUACUAUUUGUUACGAUGAUUGGUACCAUGCCAAAGAGUACAGUGUUGAAAGCUUGGUAUCACCUUGUUGAAAAUAGGAUCACCAUAAGCUGAAGAACAAUGUGUUUCAUCUGAUCCUGUCAACAAAUAAAGGAAUCGAUCAUGAUCACACAAAGAGAAUCUGAUAAAUUAUUACUGCUUGCUUAUUUUGAUCAAGCAUCGAAGUUGCAGACUGUUACCUGCUGCUAUGAGUUAUCCUUUUCAAUUUUUAUAUGAUGUUAAGGGCAUAUUUACAUUAAACAUUUUUCUUGGUAUUAGGAAGAAUUGAUAGUUAUAGUACUAUUUUGAUUUGGUCCAUUUAGCUAUAUAUAGCUUUCUGUUUCAUUUUUCUUAAAGAAGUUUAUAGUUUGCACAAUUUAUAUAUUUAAUUGUGAUACAAUCCAUUGAAUUCUCUUUGGAGGAAUUGGUUA
This is a messenger RNA of Trifolium pratense (red clover), 1776 nucleotides long. Its product is annotated as F-box/kelch-repeat protein At3g23880-like. The transcript has 2 exons. The record is from RefSeq and is a predicted model, not a curated record. NCBI's taxonomy places the organism in Eukaryota, Viridiplantae, Streptophyta, Magnoliopsida, Fabales, Fabaceae. Bases 1 to 1398 code for a protein of 465 amino acids. Gene Ontology annotation, molecular function: protein binding.